GACUUGUUGAUCUUCAGGGACAGAGAUACUGAGCCCCAAAUGUGGGGAAGCGUCGCUCAUCCGGGUGUUUGAGAAGGACUCAGUGCGGCGUUGCCUCCCGCCCCUCGCUCCUCGUAGCCCGAAGGUAAGCUCGGGCGCCGUCACGAAAACAGGAACACUCCGGAGUACUCGACUUUGCUUGCCCUGCGUUCGUAGCCUUGGUGGGUUCAGAACAGACCACCUCCCACCCACCCGCCGAAGUAGCUCCGCCUACCGCGCGCCCACUGGGGGCGGAGCCUGUUGCGUCGCGCUGUCGUCACUUCCAGGGGACCCGGAAGCGCCGUUCUCCGGCCGCUGUACUUAGAAAGUCGUGAUGGGGAUAUGUUAGAUUUAAGCCCGUGGCCGACCGUGGGCCGAGGGCCGGCGGGGACUGCUGUGGCCCGGGCGAGUGCGAAGCAGUUUCUGGGACAGUACAGGCGAUUCCUGGCCGUGUGCUUCUCUUGUGGCGGUGUCGCCCCGCCUCUAGGAUAGGACUGGCCGCGGCUCUCGGUGCCUAGGACCCGGCGGGCGCUUCUGCAGGCUGCCCCGCGUCCGGCAUCCGGUCUCCGACAGCUGGGAGGAGCGCCUUCGGGAACAGUUAUCUCCCCGUCGUUCACUGCCUCCGCCAAGGUCUUCGCGACCCUCUUCUGGUCGAAGUCGAGCAACCCGUUCUGACCAUGGAGAAGUUUGGCAUGAAUUUCGGGGGCGGGCCGAGCAAGAAGGACCUACUGGAGACCAUUGAGACGCAGAAGAAGCAGCUCCUCCAGUACCAGGCACGUCUUAAGGAUGUGGUCCGCGCCUAUAAAAGCCUCUUGAAAGAGAAGGAGGCUCUAGAGGCCAGCAUUAAGGUGCUGUCGGUAUCCCACGAGGCGGAUGUCGGCCUCACAGGUGUCCAGCCUCCAGGCCUCUCUUUUCCUGACUCUGUGGAUGACCGAUGUUCCACUCACAGCGAGGAUAGCACUGGGACUGCCACCAGCUUGGAUACUGCGGCAAGUCUCACCAGCACCAAGGGUGAAUUUGGGAUAGAUGAUGACAGGCCGGCUCGUGGACCCCCACCUCCAAAGUCCGAAGAAGCCAGCGGGUCGGAGAGUGGCGUUAGCAGUAGCAGUGGGGAUGGACCAUCUGGGGGUGGGGAAGUGGACAAACGACUGCACCAGCUGAAGACUCAGUUGGCUACUUUGACCAGCUCUUUGGCUACAGUCACCCAGGAGAAGUCUCGCAUGGAAGCUUCUUACCUGGCUGACAAGAAGAAGAUGAAACAGGACUUAGAGGAUACCAGUAAAAAGGCAGAGGAGGAGCGGGGCCGUCUGGAGGGAGAAUUGAAGGGGCUGCAGGAGCAGAUAGCAGAAACCAAAGCCCGACUUAUCACCCAGCAGCAUGAUCGGGCCCAAGAGCAGAGUGACCAUGCCUUGAUGCUUCGUGAGCUCCAGAAACUGCUGCAGGAGGAGAGGGCCCAGCGCCAGGACUUGGAGCUUCGGCUGGAAGAGACCAGAGAAGCCCUGGCAGGACGCGCUUAUGCUGCUGGUCAGAUGGAAGGGUUUGAGCUGCAGACCAAGCAGCUGACCCGUGAGGUGGAGGACUUGAAAGGUGAGCUGCAGGCUCUUCGGGAUGAGAAGAAUCGGCCCGACCCUCGGCUGCGGGAGCUUCAGGAAGAGGCUGCCUGCCUGAAGAGCCAUUUCCAGGCUCAGCUGCAGCAGGAAAUGAGGAAGACAGCCCUUGCAGAGGAUCAGCUACGCCAGCAAUCCCAGGUGGAAGAGCAAAGGGUGGCGGCCCUGGAGAAUCAAAUCUCUGAGGUGUCCGAGCUGCUGGGCACCUAUGAGAAAGCCAAGCAGAAGGACCAGCUGGCUAUCCAGAAGCUAAAGGAGCGCAUCCUGCAGCUGGACCUGGAGAACAAGACGCUGGCCCUCGCCGCCUCCAGCCGCUCCCCGCUGGACAGCCAUGGCGAGGAGUCCAGUCUGGAUGUCAACGUCCUGAAGGAUAAGAUGGAGCAGCUGAAGAGGCUGCUGCAGGUGGCGGCCAGGAAAAGCCAGGUAACCCUGGACGUGGAGAAGCUCUGUGACCUGGAGAUAAUGGCCGGCUCGGAGGCUGCUGACGGGGAGAAGGCUUCGGCACUCUACUACCAACAGGAGCUGAAGCAGCUUAAGGAGGAGUUCGAGAGGUACAAGAUGAGGGCCCAGGUGGUCCUCAAGAGCAAGAACACCAAGGACGGCAAUCUGGCCAAGGAGCUGGAGGAGGCCCAGGAGCAGCUCGCCGAGCUGAAGGAGAAGUACAUCUCCCUGCGGCUGUCCUGCGAGGAGCUCGAGCGCCAGCACGGGCAGGAGGCCGAGGACUGGAAGCAGGAGCUGGCCCGGCUGCAGCACGUGCACCGCCAGGAGCUGGAGCAGAGCCAGCUGGACUUCAGGGAGCGUGCGCUGCGCCUAGAAGAGGAGCUGCACAAGCAGCGGGACCGGGCCCUGGCUGUGCUGGCCGAGAAGGACUUGGAGCUGGAGCAGCUGCGCUCUGUGGCCUUGUCCUCGGGGCUGCCGGGUCGCAGGAGCCCCGUGGGUGGCGGGGGGCCCGGGGACCCGGCCGACACGUCGGCCCCGGACAGCCUGACCCAGGCGCUGCAGCUGGCCGCGGCCAACGAGCCCACGUUCUUCCUGUACGCUGAGCAGCUGGCCCGCAAGGAGGUGGAGAUCGCGUCGCUGCGCAAGCAGAAACACAGGGUGGAGGGGGAGGUUCGGCAGCUGCAGGACCGGCUGCUGGAGGAGGGGGAGCGGCACCGAGAGCAGGUAGCCGCCCUGCAGAGCCACAUUGAGAAGAACAUCAGGGAUCAGAGUAGGGAGGGAGCCAACCUGGAGUACCUCAAAAACAUCAUCUACCGCUUCCUGACCUUGUCUGACAGCCUGGGCCGCCAGCAGACCCUCACAGCCAUCCUGACCAUCUUGCAUUUCAGUCCCGAGGAGAAGCAAGCCAUCACGCGCCUCCCAACCAGUGGUGGCUGGUGGCCUUCUGGCAAAAGAUGAAUGCCCUUUUCGAGGACUCCCGAAAUCUCUGUGCCUCUGGUGUGGGAAGGGACAGACUGGUUUCUGCUGCCCCUUCUCUUAACAUUAUAAUUUUUUUCUUCACUGUGUUGAACUGGAAGAGUCUUUAAUGUGGGAUGGGAUUUUCUGCCAAAUGCCAUGAAUGCCACAUUGUCCUUGGGCCCUAGAGAUACUGAAAAUGUCCCAAUAAUACUUAGAUGGUGCAUUUGUGAGGGGAAGACGGGGGACAGAUGAAGACUGGGAGGUGCCAAAGUUGGGGAGGUGGUGAGAAUAUUUCAAAAUAAGACUUUCUCUUUUAGUAUUACACUCCUAGCACAGAACCAGGAGUUAAUGUGACUCCAAAGGGAGUUCAGUUAUUUCUAAAUACUCACAAGGACCGGCUGUUCAUGCCCCAUCUCAUAAUCUGAGUCUGGUCCACCGAUGCCCCAAUUUUCUGGGGACAUAAAUCAGGGCUGGAGAGGAGCCAAGAAGUUUGAAAUAGUGACCUAUUGUUCCCUGUUGUCCACAGAUUCUUCCAUUUUGGAACUGGGGAACUUAUUUAGCUGGGGCUAGUACGGCCUGGUCAGUCUGGACAAAACAUACCCAUAAGGAUGUAGUAUGUAUGUAGAGGGCCCCGAGCACCAUGGCAGUCCUAGGGAUUUCCUGAGUAACCCGCUUUUGGCCUGCAUAGGGUUUCUGUGGGCCUCUUGGAUUUGACCCUGCCUUAACCUGUCUGUCUCAGUUUGGUCUGGGAUUGUGAGUAAAUGAUUUUGCUAGCUUUUCCUCGAUGCUGAACUUCCAUUAAGAAAAAACCCUGGCUUUCUUACAGCAGAGGAUCUGAUUGGGAAGCUCUGAGCCUGUCUGGUUACAAAGAAUUAGCUCAGAGAUUUACAACCUCCUCACCUCCCCGCAGCUGUUUCUGCCUUUGUCGGGACUGAGAAGAGGAGGAUUUGCUGAUUAUAGAAGAUUCUGUGACCCUCACAAGAAUGUGGUGGAAGUUCAGCCGAGGAGCUGGGGGUGCCAGCUGCCCCAUGGACAGCAUUCUGGCUAAAUCUUCAUGUCCCUGCAAGCCAGGGUGUUCAUGGGUUAUUGCCUCCAGGGUAUUUUGCCCACUCCUUUAGCAGGUGACAGAGUUUCAGUACACAAUCCUCAUCUUCUCUACAUGCAUUACUAUAAUUUUUCCUCCUUCCUGGGUUUCUUUUUUAAUGUUUGGUCUUGCACAAGUAGAUUUAAUCUGCACAUAAGAAAAGGGAGCCUCAGGCCGUCUGGAAAGGAGGGACUCAGAAAAGUUGGGUUCAGACAAUAUCAGUUCCCCUAUUCUGCCCUUUCCUCCGUCUGCUCUUGAUCUGGUUGUAGAGAUCUUUGGACCCUAAAGACCAAUGCUUUGUCACUGACUGGACUAAUGUGUAUCUUUUCUGUUAUGUCAUCACAGCUGCUUUGUGAGGGUUUAGGGUGCAGAAGACUUUGAUUAAAUAUUCUAAUUGGGAGGCUGGAUGUCCUAGACCGUCUACGAACAGCAGACUCAAUGAAACAGAUGCGAUGUGUUCAAAUGAUAACAGACCACAGAGUCAUUAAAUCUGAACAACCUGA
This is a messenger RNA of Lutra lutra (Eurasian river otter), 4610 nucleotides long. RefSeq names its product GRIP and coiled-coil domain containing 1 (gene GCC1). Bases 696 to 3023 code for a protein of 775 amino acids. The record is from RefSeq and is a predicted model, not a curated record. NCBI's taxonomy places the organism in Eukaryota, Metazoa, Chordata, Mammalia, Carnivora, Mustelidae. The transcript has 2 exons. Gene Ontology annotation, cellular component: Golgi apparatus.